This is a messenger RNA of Spodoptera frugiperda (fall armyworm), 1398 nucleotides long. It is a transcript of the gene wmd, whose product is annotated as serine-threonine kinase receptor-associated protein. Gene Ontology annotation, molecular function: protein binding; RNA binding. The transcript has 8 exons. The record is from RefSeq and is a predicted model, not a curated record. Gene Ontology annotation, cellular component: SMN complex. Lineage: Eukaryota; Metazoa; Arthropoda; Insecta; Lepidoptera; Noctuidae. Gene Ontology annotation, biological process: spliceosomal snRNP assembly. The coding region runs from base 123 to 1097 and encodes 324 amino acids.
CUUUGCCGUCAGUCGAUUGUCAACAUUCAGUACGAUCAGACUCAUUAGGUUAAUUUUUAGUUAACAACAAAGAUAAUUAGUUUUAUUUUCAAAAAGUACAACAAACAAAAUUAAUAAACAAAAUGACAACUUUCAAGCAAGUUCCUCUCACAUGCGGUGGCCAUACUAGACCAGUCGUGCAUUUGGAUUUUAGUGACGUUACAAAAGAUGGGUAUUAUUUAAUUUCGGCCUGCAAAGAUGGCAAGCCCAUGCUACGACAAGGUGAAACAGGUGAUUGGAUUGGCACAUUUGAAGGUCACAAAGGUGCCGUGUGGGGGGUAGCUCUGACACAAAAUGCUAAUCUUGCUGCAAGUGGCGCAGCUGAUUUCUCAGCAAAAAUAUGGGAUGCUCGUUACGGUGAAGUGGUACACACGUUUGAACACGAACACAUUGUAAAGAGUGUAAACUUCAAUGCUGACGACUCUCAGCUCCUUACUGCAAGCAAUGAGAAACUCAUACGUGUAUUUGACCUCAACAAACCUGAAGCAGGAGCUCUGGAGAAAAUAAGCGCGCACACGAGUAGCAUCAGACACGCAGUGUUUCUUCAUAACUCACGCAUAGUCAGCGUGAGCGAUGAUCUCACAAUGAGAGUCUGGGACCGUACUAGUGGACAGGAGGUCCAAAAAGUAGAGUUCCCAACCAUACCUAACAGUUUAGAACUGUCUAGAGAUGGAGCUAUAUUGACUGUGGCUCAUGGUACAAAUGUAUCUUUCUAUUCUUCCGACACAAUGCGCAAAAUGCGCGAAUUCCCGGUGCCAACGAAAUGCUAUUCAGCAUCGCUUGCGCCAAGCCGUGCGACUUUUGUCUGCGGCGGUGAAGACUUAAAAGUCUAUAAAUUUGAUUAUAAUACAGGAACAGAACUUGAAUCGAACAAAGGUCACUUCGGUCCGGUGCACUGCGUCCGGUGGUCGCCGGACGGGGAGCUGUACGCGACGGGGUCGGAGGACGGCACGGUCCGGCUGUGGCAGGCCGUGCCGGGCCGCGUGUACGGCCUGUGGCGCCGGACCAACGAACACACGCCCGUGCUCAACGGGUUCAAGGAGGUCGCGGCCAACUGAUAUCACUGUGGCUACCAAAAGGGUCAAGGUGCAGUGACAGUGCAAUCAAAAUUGUUCACUUGGUGGCAACACUGUGUUGUGGUGUAAUUGUCACCAGGCCAUGUGUAUAAUGAACUUAAAGGGGGACUAGCCUGAAAAAAUCAAGACUUUUUAAGUAUUCAAGGUAAAUUUUAAGAGUUUGUGUUGUUUAUUUUUUUUUGCAACACUAAUUUUUUAUACUCAGACCUAAUGUAUUUAUUGUAAAAAGGAAACUAAAUAGACUUGAUAUGCAACAAAAUAAAGUGAUUUGUAAAUAUUUUAA